Molecule: messenger RNA, 1392 nt
Organism: Portunus trituberculatus (swimming crab)
Lineage: Eukaryota; Metazoa; Arthropoda; Malacostraca; Decapoda; Portunidae
Product: trans-1,2-dihydrobenzene-1,2-diol dehydrogenase-like
Exons: 8
Coding region: 85-1095 (336 amino acids)
Molecular function (GO): nucleotide binding
Source: RefSeq, a predicted model, not a curated record
AGCCCAGCAUAGGAACAGCGCACAGAGCGCAGAGUGGCAGUGCAGGUGAGGUGAAGGUCGCAGUUGUGUUCUCUGCCAGUCACAAUGGCUUGUCCAACGCGGUGGGGCAUCGUCAGUGCCGGCUUGAUUUCUUCUGACUUCGUGGCGUCCCUCAAAGCGCUGCCUGCAGACGAGCAUCGAGUGGUGGCGGUGGCAGCGCGAAGCAUUGACUCCGCCAAGGCGUUUGCUGCCAAGCAUGGAAUAGAGAAGAGCUAUGGGUCUUACUCAGAGCUGGCGGCGGAUCCCGAUAUCGAUGUGGUAUAUGUUGGCGUGGUGCACCCCAAACACCUUGAGGUGGCGUCACAAAUGCUGCGGAGUGGCAAGCCUGUGCUCUGCGAAAAACCCUUGUGCAUGAAUGUACGGGAGACUCAGAAGCUGCUGGACGUGGCCCGCGAGAACAAGGUCUUCCUGAUGGAGGCCAUCUGGUCGAGGUUCUUCCCGGUCUAUAAAGAGCUCGGGCGGCGCAUCAAAGCAGGCGAGAUUGGUGAUGUGGUGCAGGUGAUCGCGAGUUUCGGCAGGAACUUGCGGCACUUUGAAAGAGUGCAGAAGAAAGAUUUAGGAGGAGGAGUAACGCUGGACAUUGCUAUCUACCCCAUCCAGCUGACGAGCUUCGUGAUGGGCGGUGAGCGUCCCACCAAGAUCUUGGCUGGGGGACAUCUUAAUGCUCACGAAGUGGACGAGACGAUCAGUGCCACUCUGGUGUACUCCAAGGGACGCGUUGCCUCCAUCGCUGCUUCCACGAAAGUUGAUCUACCCUCGGAGGGUUUCAUCAUCGGCACAAAAGGAACUAUUAAGAUUCCUUUCCCCGUGUGGUGCCCUGAGCAUCUGGAAGGACCCUCGGGGAACUUCGAGGCGCUCCUUCCCAAAACUGGAGAAACGUUCAACUAUAAUAAUAGCCAGGGACUCAUGUACGAAGCGAUGGAGGUGCGUCGCUGCCUGAAGGAAGGACUUUUGGAGAGCCCUGGGGUGAGCCACGCUGAGUCCCUGACCAUUGCAACUAUCAUGGAGGCAGUGCGCACCCAGGUGGGCACCGUGUAUCUGCAAGACUUCCAGUAGAGAGGCCACUACAGCAGGUGAUACAGUCUGCCCAAGAAUCGUAUGCUGUAGAGCUCAUGUACGAAUAUCUGUCGAAUUCCCUUUUUCUUUAGUUGGGCAGGAAGCUUGGCAUGAUUUGGAGAAUAUUCAGGUCUUUUUCUGGCAAAUAUAGCGCAGGGAUUUAGUGUUGCUAAUGAAACAAGAACGUUUGUAGUAAUGUUUGCCUAGCUUUAAAGUCAUUGUUAAGCAUUAAGUGGUAAGCUGUCAUUGUCUGCCUCGUGAAAAAAGAAAGAAUAAAUGAAAUCUAAUGAAGAGUAA